Molecule: messenger RNA, 536 nt
Organism: Ectocarpus sp. CCAP 1310/34
Lineage: Eukaryota; Phaeophyceae; Ectocarpales; Ectocarpaceae
Source: the annotation of a GenBank genome assembly
CAGACCACGUCACAGAGUGUGGUCACGCCGUCUCACCUGAGGGUCAGGUACCAAGAUAGCGCGCGAGAUAGCGAGGGAGGCGAGCGCCUGUAAUCCGCCUGCUUCAGCCAGGGUACUGCUGUUUCACCAACAUCGUCAUGACGAUGGCGGAGGGUAGCACGGGGGGAGCGACGCCUUCGGUGCCGGCAGCGAUAGCAGAGCCGCGAUCCAUCAAUAACACCACGCCCGGCGGGGAGGCCUUGUCCAUGGGAAGCGGCGAGUUGGUGGCGGCAGCGGCUGCACCCGCGGGAGGUACCGGAAACAAUGGCGAAGGGGGAGGAGGAGGAGGAGGAGGAGGAGGAGCGGACGCAGGAGGGGCGGAGAGGGCUGCCAAGGGGCAAGUUGCGCUCAUCAACGUGGAGGGCAUGACGUGCGCGAUCUGCGUUGGAAUCGUCACUAACCUCUUGGCCAGGUUUGUUUGUCUUUCGUCGCCCUUUUGCGCGACUGCCCUCGCAACCCGUGCGUCAUUCGCGGACGUCGAUCAAACGGCCACCUAA